This is a messenger RNA of Gavialis gangeticus (Gharial), 2263 nucleotides long. RefSeq names its product frizzled class receptor 9 (gene FZD9). The coding region runs from base 115 to 1734 and encodes 539 amino acids. The record is from RefSeq and is a predicted model, not a curated record. Gene Ontology annotation, biological process: non-canonical Wnt signaling pathway; canonical Wnt signaling pathway. Gene Ontology annotation, molecular function: Wnt receptor activity; Wnt-protein binding. Gene Ontology annotation, cellular component: plasma membrane. NCBI's taxonomy places the organism in Eukaryota, Metazoa, Chordata, Crocodylia, Gavialidae. The transcript has a single exon.
CGGGCGGCCGUGUCCGUGCUGUGGCAGCUGGUGGUGGCCGGCUCCUCGCUGGAGAUCGGCGCCUACGACGUGGAGCGGGGCCGCGAGGCCAAGUGCCAGCCCAUCCAGAUCCCCAUGUGCCAGGCCAUCGGCUACAACCUCACCCGCAUGCCCAACUACAUGGGGCACGAGGACCAGCGCGAGGCGGCCAUCAAGCUGCACGAGUUCGCGCCGCUGGUGGAGUACGGCUGCCACGUCCACCUGCGCUUCUUCCUCUGCUCCCUCUACGCCCCCAUGUGCACGGACCAGGUGAGCACCAGCAUCCCGGCCUGCAAGCCCAUGUGCGAGCAAGCCCGGCACAAGUGCGCGCCCAUCAUGGAGCAGUUCAACUUCGGCUGGCCAGAGUCCCUGGACUGCAGCAAGCUGCCCACCAAGAACGACCCCAACGCCCUGUGCAUGGAGGCGCCGGAGAACGCGACGGCUGGGGAGCCCCACAAAGGGCAGGGCAUGCUCCCGGUGGCGCCACGGCCCCGGCCGUCGGGGGCAGGGGAGGGCCGGGGGCCCAACGGCCUGGGGUCGUGCGAUAACCCCGAGAAGUUCCAGUACGUGGAGAAAAGUCUGUCCUGUGCCCCAAAAUGCUCCCCCGGAGUCGACGUCUACUGGUCCCGGGAGGACAAGGACUUUGCCUUCAUAUGGAUGGCAGUGUGGUCCACGCUGUGUUUUGUCUCCACGGCUUUCACAGUGCUCACCUUCCUGCUGGACCCGCGCCGGUUCCAGUACCCCGAGAGACCCAUCAUCUUCCUUUCCAUGUGCUACAAUGUGUACUCGGUGGCCUUCAUCAUCCGCUCUGUGGCUGGCGCCGAGAACAUUGCCUGUGACCGGGAGAAUGGGGAGCUGUACGUCAUACAGGAGGGGCUGGAGAGCACGGGGUGCACCAUCGUCUUCCUUAUUCUCUACUACUUCGGCAUGGCCAGCUCUCUCUGGUGGGUCAUUCUGACCUUGACCUGGUUCCUUGCGGCGGGGAAGAAAUGGGGCCACGAGGCCAUUGAAGCCCACAGCAGCUACUUCCACAUGGCCGCCUGGGGCAUCCCGGCCAUGAAAACUAUCAUCAUCCUUACCAUGAGGAAGGUGGCAGGCGACGAGCUCACGGGUCUGUGCUAUGUCGGAAGCAUGGAUGUCAAUGCCUUGACAGGGUUUGUUCUAAUCCCACUCUCCUGCUACUUGGUGAUCGGGACCUCCUUCAUCCUCACAGGCUUUGUUGCCCUCUUCCAUAUCCGGAAGAUCAUGAAGACGGGAGGCACCAACACCGAGAAACUGGAGAAACUGAUGGUAAAGAUUGGGGUCUUCUCCAUCCUCUACACCGUCCCAGCCACUUGUGUCAUUGUCUGCUACUUCUACGAGCGGCUGAACAUGGAUUACUGGAACCUCAGGGCCCUGGAGCACGGCUGCCUGGCCUUUCCCGGCAGGAGGAAUGCCGACUGCUCCUUGGAAGCCUCUGUGCCCACCGUGGCAGUCUUUAUGCUAAAGAUUUUUAUGUCGCUGGUGGUGGGGAUCACCAGUGGCGUCUGGGUGUGGAGCUCCAAGACUCUGCAGACCUGGCAGAGCCUGUGCAACAGAAAACUGGGGAUGAGGACUAGGGGGAAGCCAUGCAGCGGGGUCACUUGCACGGGGGCACACUGCCAUUACAAAGCCCCAACAGUCAUGCUACACAUGACCAAGACAGAUCCUUACCUGGACAAUCCAACGCAUGUCUAGCACAGGGUCUCUCUCUGGCAAGCCGCAGGGAGUCUGUCACGAGUAAGGGACUAGGAGGGAAUGGAGUGGGCCUCCUGGGACUGCUGAGUGCAUGCCCAGCUGUUUUGGUCAGGAGCCUCUCAGCUGCAGGACAGGGUUAACUCGGCAACAGGCUAUUCACACAAGAGGUGAAUGGAAGAGCCAGGGGGGAAAGGAGGGCGAGAGGAGCUGAGAGUGAACUGCAAGGGGGUGAGUGCAAGCUGGUUUGUGGGAUACGAGGUCUGUGGGACCUGAAGGGAACUUCCAGGCAGUGAGUCAAGGCCCAAGGGCUGAUACCUGCUCAAACUGAACAAGUAGCUGCUUUUCCUUGAGAUGGUCUCAUUGCUGUUGGCAAAUUCAGUGACUGUUUUCAUGCUUUCUUUGAGGGGCAGGAGGGAAAUAAUCCAGUUCAUGUUUAUUUAAUUCUGUAAUUUAUUUUAGAAAAAAAAAUUUUUUAAUCAUUAGCUGCAAGGAAUGGAAAAAACAAUAAACCCUGGAUGUGCUAUUUCAA